Messenger RNA from Hyaena hyaena (striped hyena), 2682 nucleotides. RefSeq names its product CD86 molecule (gene CD86). Bases 103 to 1098 code for a protein of 331 amino acids. NCBI's taxonomy places the organism in Eukaryota, Metazoa, Chordata, Mammalia, Carnivora, Hyaenidae. The transcript is spliced from 7 exons. The record is from RefSeq and is a predicted model, not a curated record. Gene Ontology annotation, biological process: negative regulation of T cell proliferation; T cell costimulation; positive regulation of T cell proliferation. Gene Ontology annotation, cellular component: external side of plasma membrane.
CACAGGCGCAGAAGAGAUUGCUCCUCCUUCCACUGUAAAGCUGAUUCUUCAGAUAAACAAGAGCCAUUCCCAGACAUUAGCACAGCACCAGACACAAUCAGGAUGGAUCUCGGGUGCACUAUGGGACUGCAUAACACUCUUUUUGUGAUGGCCCUCCUGCUCUCUGGUGUUGCUUCCAUGAAGAGUCAAGCAUAUUUCAACAAGACUGGAGAACUGCCAUGCCAUUUUACAAACUCUCAAAACAUAAGCCUGGAUGAGUUGGUAGUAUUUUGGCAGGACCAGGAUAAGCUUGUUCUGUAUGACCUAUUCAGAGGCAAAGAGAACCCUCAAAAUGUUCAUCUCAAAUAUAAGGGACGCACAAGCUUUGACAAGGACAACUGGACUCUGAGACUCCACAAUGUUCAGAUCAAGGACAAGGGCACAUAUCACUGUUUCAUUCAUCAUAAAGGGCCCAAAGGACUGGUUUCCAUACACCAAAUGAGUUCUGACCUAUCAGUGCUUGCUAACUUCAGUCAACCUGAAAUAAUGGUAACUUCUAAUAGAACAGAAAAUUCUGGCAUCAUUAAUUUGACCUGCUCAUCUAUACAAGGUUACCCAGAACCCAAGGAGAUGUAUUUUCAGCUAAACACUGAGAAUUCAACUACGAAGUAUGAUACUGUCAUGAAGAAAUCUCAAAAUAAUGUGACAGAACUAUACAACAUUUCUGUCAACUUGUCUUUCUCAGUCCCUGAAGCACACAGUGUGACCGUCUUCUGUGCCCUGAAAUUGGAGACACAGGAGAUACUGCUCUCCCUACCUUUCAAUAUAGAUGCACAACCUAAGGAACAAGACCCUAAACAAGGCCACUUCCUCUGGAUUGCGGCUAUACUUGUAAUGUUUGUCGUUUUUUGUGGGAUGAUGUCCUUUAAAACACUAAGGAAAAGGAAGAAGAAGCAGCCUGGCCCCUCUCGUGAAUGUGAAACCAUCAAAAUGAAGAGAAAAGAGAGUGAACAGACCAACGAAAGAGUACAAUACCAUGCACCUGAGAGGUCUGAUGAAGCCCAGCGUGUUAACAUUUUGAAGACAGCCUCAGGCGACAAAAGUACUACACGUUUUUAAGAGUCAAGUCCAUAUGACUAUCCGUUGUUUAUAUGCCUUCCCUUUCAAGUUUUGGGCUUAGCUUUUUCUUGUCUAUUAAUAUUAUUAUUACCAUUACUAAUAGCGGGGGCUCCAUGACUCCCUCUGAGAAAGAAGGAGUCAUGUAAUGCCACUCUGCUCCCUAUCCCAGGAGCAGACCUUAACUGCUUCUUUUCAUUUCAGAAUGCAUUUAUGGGCCAACCUCACCUGAUUGGCUCCUGACAAGACUAACACUUCCUGUUUCACAUUCAGCCUUUUUUUUCUUAAUUUUACAGAUUGUGUUUUAUAUAUAAUUCCCAAUUACUGGAAUAAUGGUUUUUAUCUAUGAUUAAUUCUAAGGUAGUGCCUCAUUCUGUCUUUAUAUUUGUGACUGAACAACUUCCUCUUCAGUCUGGGUGAGAAUUAUGUGUUUUAUGGCUUUAUAGUGUUGCUAUUAAUAUCUUGAAACAUAAACAGAUGUGUCCUAUAAUAAUGUAAUUACUCUGCCUUGAGAAAAUCACUGCUGGGGAGCUCUUCUCCCUCUGUGAGGAUCAGUCGGAAAAUGGUGGCUUGGUGUACUGACAAUGAUGAGCAGACCAACCCAAGAUUUGGAAAAUUAAGAACAAUGAAGACAGAAUCAGUCCCGGAUCCUGGAACCACUUCUAUCUGAGAAGGAUCCACCUGCCGAACAAGUUAUAGAUAAGCUUUAGCAGAGAAUACUGGGUCAAGCACUGUGCAUUGUGAACCUACUUCUCUUGAAAGAAAUGACUGAGAUGAUGGUCCAGGACAACUAUGCAAGAGCCAACUAAGAGAUCACAACACUCAAAAGAGAGAGAAAAAAAAAAAAGAAAGAUCUUGACAACAAAGAUACACAUGAAUGCCCCACCUGUCCAGUCCUCUGAUAAACCUUGGGACAAGCAACAGGUGGACAGUCUGUCCAAAAGGACUUAAGACAGACAGUAGCUUCUCUGGUGGUUGAUCAGAAGUUCAGAUAAUAAUCAAGUUAUUGUAAUGUUUCAUCCAGCUGCAGGUAGAGCUGAGGAAGGAGAGCUAUCAUCUUGAUAAUAGGAUAAAGGGAAGGAAGCUUAGGACUCUUUCAACUUGUAUCUGAGACACAAAGAUCUAGAAUAGAAUUAGGAGGACCGAGAUGUAAAUCAUCUGCAGGCCAAUUUAGCUGGCAGGUGCCCUAGGUAGAGAUAAGCUAGCCCAGAGCAAGGAUGGUGAAUUUGUGUCUGAGGACUGCCUAUAUGUCAUUAGAAAUGAUGGGGAAACUGGGUACACAAGAGGACUAUACCAGCCCAGUAAAAAUGAGUCAGAUGACCCUGGCUCCAUUGCAGCAUCACUAAGGGAUGAAGCAGCCUCAACCCAAACCAGGAGAGAACUUUGAGAGGUCCAACCAAAGAAAUAUUUCUUCUUAUUCUACAUAAAGGAAUCUAGAAGAUUGUAGACAGCUGUACUAGCCAUGCUUGUCCUUGUAAUAUUACCAUUUGUGUGUUCUGCCCUGCUUUUGCCUUCAUUAGGCCAUAAACAUCUUAUUUCCUAACAUGUUUUGUACAGUGAGUUCUUAAUACAUUUUUCUUAAAUUGA